GGUGGGGAGGGGAUAAGCUUCUCAGUCCUGGAAGAGAGAGAAAUGCGGCUAUCGGGUGAAGCUGGUAUGAAAUAGUUCUAACAUGCAACACAUAGUUUUAACCUAUCAGGGUCUGGGCGCUGCUCUUUAUGGGGAGGGCAGGAAGCAUUUUUCAUUUGUCUGCAGCUCUGAAAAGAUUGCGCUGACAGAACUGUUUGCGGGAGAGGCCGGGGAAGGGAGUGGGAAAGUGGAAAGGCUCCUUUCCUGGAGGCGGCGUUGCUACUAAAUGGCUAAAGAGAGAUCCGGAAGGACUUCAGAUGUGCAACAGGAGGAAAAAACUUUGCAGCCGAAUCCUUGGAAGAUUUACUCGCUAGCAGUGAAGAAACAGUGUUGAGCCAUCAAUUUACAGAGGAGGGGAAACAGCUGUAUCUCCAGUCCAGUGUCCAUUUUCCUUUGAGGAGAUAUAUAUUUCACUGUGGCAGAGUGGGUGCUCCUGGAUCUGGGCCAAAGAGCUCUCUACAGGGAAGUCAUGCUGGAGAACUAUGGGAGUGUGGCUUUUCUGGCAGCAGAUGUAGAGGAGACUCUUGGGCAAUUCCAGGGGUUCUCUUUGGAAAAAGCCAACAAUGAAGAGUUUGAAGGAAACUUCAAAGAAAACACACAGGCAGCAGGGGAUGAUCAGAGGAAGGAGGAGGAGGAACUGCAUCAUCUAUCGCCAGAUGAAAUCAAGAAUGAAGAUCUGAGAGGAAACUUCAGGAAUCAAGGCAGACCCAAGAGGCAGAAAGGUCUCUUUCUUACAGUUGAGAAGAGGGAUGAACCCAUUCCUUGCCAAGAAGGGGAUUUCCAUGGAUUAAUUCACAUGGUGGAGGAAACUUACAAGUGCUUGGAGUGUGGGAUGAACUUCUCAGAUCAAACCCAAUAUAAUAGCCAUUUGCGAAAAUGCAGUGGAAAGAAGACCCAUCGGUAUCUGGAAUGUGGAAAGGGCUUCCUUUGUAGAGCUGAACUAAUUAGAACACAUGCAGGAGAGAAACAUUAUAGUUGCUCAGACUGUGGCGAGAGUUUCUUACGAAAAUCAGACUUUAUUAAACAUCAAAGCGUUCAUUCAGGAGAGAAGCCAUUGAUCUGUUCAGAGAGUGGAAUGACAUUCUCUGAUGGAAGACAGGGAAGUCUACGUUUCCCAAGGAACAUUAAAAUGAAGGCAUGUAAAUGCGUUCGGUGUGGAAGGUACUUUAAAUAUAGAUCACAGCUCUUUGUGCACCAAAGAAUACACACAGGGGAGAAACCUGUUGAAUGCUCAGAAUGUGGAAACAGAUUGAGUGACAAUAGCAGUUUUCAAGGGCCUCUAAAAACCCUCACAAAAGAUAAAGCUUUUGAAUGUUCAGACUGUGGCAAAAAAUUCAGUUUCAGUUCUGGUCUUCAGCAGCAUCGAAGAACGCAUACAGGUGAGAAGCCUUUUGAGUGCUCAGUGUGUGGAAAGAGAUUCAGGUGGAGUAGCCAUCUUCAGCGGCAUCAAAGAACCCACACAGGGGAAAAACCUUUUGAAUGUUUGGAGUGUGGAAAGCGAUUCAGUGACACAUGUAGCCUUCAAAAGCACCUACGAGUCCACAGAGGGGAAAAACCUUUUGGAUGCUCAGAGUGCGGAAAGAAAUUCAGUCUGAGUAGCAAUCUUCUACAGCAUCAGAGAACUCACACAGGGGAGAAGCCUUUUCAGUGCUCGGAGUGUGGAAAGAGAUUCAGUGACACAUGUACCCUUCAAAAGCACCUUAGAACCCACACAGGGGAGAAACCUUUUGAAUGCUUAGAAUGUGGAAAGAGAUUCAGUGACACGUAUAAUCUUCAAAAGCACCUAAGAACCCACACAGGGGAGAAACCUUUUGAAUGCUCAGAAUGUGGAAAGAAAUUCAGUCGGAGUGAUCGUCUUCAACAGCAUCAAAGAACUCAUACAGGGGAGAAACCUUAUGGAUGCUUAGAGUGUGGAAAGAGAUUCAGUGACACAUAUGACCUUCAAAACCACUUAAGAACCCACACAGGGGAGAAGCCUUUUGCAUGCUCAGAGUGUGGAAAGAGGUUCAGUCGGAAUGGCAAUCUUCUACAGCAUCAAAGAAUUCAUACAGAGGAGAAACCUUUUGAAUGUUCAGAAUGUGGAAAGAGAUUCAGCCGGAAUGACAAUCUUUUACAGCAUCAAAGAAUCCAUACAGAGGAGAAACCUUUCGAAUGCUUAGAAUGUGGAAAGAGAUUCAGUCAUCGUGGCAAUCUUCACAAGCAUUUAAGAACUCACACAGGAGAGAAGCCUUUUGAAUGCUCAGAAUGUGGAAAGAGAUUCAGUCAGAGCAGCAAUCUUCACAAGCAUUUAAGUACUCACACAGGGGAGAAACUUUUUGAAUGCUCACAGUGUGGAAGGAGGUUCAGUCAGAGCAGUAAUCUUCAACAGCAUCAAAGAUUCCACACAGAGGAGAAAUUUUUGAAUGCUCAGAAUCUGGAAGGACCUUUCAGCGGAGUGUCAUACUUCAACAGCAUCUAAGAACCCACACCAAAGAAAAGUGAAUGGUCAUAGUGUGAAAAGAAAUCUUUCCCAAGGUGUGAUGUUUAAAACUAUCUACAAAUUCACACAAGGGAGAAUCCUUUAUAACGCUCAGAGUGUGGGAAGAGAUUCAGUCAGCAUAGCAGUCUUCAACAGAGUCAAAGAACCCACACCAGGAGAAACUGUGUAACUGCUUAGCUUGUGAAAAGAGCUUUUGUGUCUACUCAGAAUCCUGGCCCUAACAUGGAAGAAAUGACAGAAAUAUUUGGACUGAGGGCAGAGCUCAAACAGGUCUCAUGGGGAAGAAAGAAAGGAUGUGUUCUGAGGGUGGAAGGAAAUUCAAGACCACCUCCUAUCUCCUUAACCUUUGAGGGAUUCACACAGGAGAGAAACUUCAUAAAUACUCACCGAGUAGCAAAACCUUGAAGGCAGAGAUCCAACCUCCCUAUUUCUCAGAUAAUCUACACAAGGGCAAACCUUUCCUUUGUUGGUUCUGAUGAGGUCCUUCUUUGAAUGCCCAGGUGUUUGGAGACUCAGAAGUACUUGGAAGUAGUUACACAAAGAAGGGCCUUUUUAAUGGUUGCCCUGCUUCAGUCUAUCUGCCAGUCUAACUCUGACAUCUGCAAAACAUGCUAGAACAUUUCUCCUUUCCAAAUACUGUGAAAUAGAUAAGUUGAGGAAAAGAUUGCAUCCCUGAAGCCACAAAUCCUAAGUUCAAAGGGGUCAGACCUCUACCCCCCACAAACAACAUCCAAUAUUGUGGAAAUGAGCAGGUAUCCUUGGAGUUGGCCAGCAGAUGUUGUGGGACACAAAUUCCUCAAUCCCAAUUUUCCUUCCUACUGAACUUCCUGAUUCUCCUGGAGAGAAACAGAAGGGAGAAGUAAGAUUUCCUCCUGCUCUGAACCCCCUUCCUGGGCUCCAUGAGCUGGAAAUGACCUGGAGUAAUGUCCUCCCUCCCUCCUCAGAUUCCUUCCUUCCUCAGCAGAUGGAGAAAAUUCUCUUUUCUUUACACUAAUUUAGUUUGGAAAGGAAUCUGUGUUGGGGGUUGCUAACAGGUCUGCAGGGGGAAAAUAUCCGACCCAUUUCUCAGACACUUAUAGUGUGUGGAAGUGAGCAGCUGAAGAGGCAAAUAACAUCCCACAAAGCCUCUGUUAAGGGAUGGCACACUUUUUUCUUCCAGGUAGUUGGCAACCCUGAAGUAAAUGUUUUUUUUUAAUUAGAGAAAAAGCUCAGCUAAGGAAGGGUCAUAGAAAUUAAAACUCUUUUAAUGAACUA
Molecule: messenger RNA, 3772 nt
Organism: Heteronotia binoei (common prickly gecko)
Lineage: Eukaryota; Metazoa; Chordata; Lepidosauria; Squamata; Gekkonidae
Product: gastrula zinc finger protein XlCGF57.1-like
Exons: 5
Coding region: 509-2497 (662 amino acids)
Biological process (GO): regulation of transcription by RNA polymerase II
Molecular function (GO): DNA-binding transcription factor activity, RNA polymerase II-specific; RNA polymerase II cis-regulatory region sequence-specific DNA binding
Source: RefSeq, a predicted model, not a curated record